AUGGAUGGCGCCAGUAACGACCAUCACUCUGACUUGAAGCAUGGACGUCCAGCUCCUUCGAAGAAGCCUCAAGCUGUGCACAGUAAUGAGCACGUGCGGCGGAAUCGCAUGAACAUGGAGAAGAUGAUUAUGAAGAACGUAGCAGCCUCACGCAAUAGCACCAAGAAUCGCGCCCAACAGAUUGUUGAAGCGUUGAAGAAGAAGCGACAGCUGGAAGAAGAAACACCAGACGAGACGGACCGACAAGCGCUCAAGAAGAACAAGACGUCGCCUCCACCGAGCGACGUCACGACUAGAACUGCCGUCGUCGCAGGCUUAUUGUCCCCUGUCCGACGCGCUGUAAUUGGAGCAGCUCCGGCUUUUUCAAGUCCUACACGGCGUCAGAAGUAUCCGCUGAACUUGAAAAGCCCAACGUCUCUUCAUUUAUCGAGUCCAUUACGACCACCGAAAAAUCCGGUACUGGCUAGUCCAGCGAGACCCAAAAGGACGGGAACUACAGCCAGUCCUUUGCGACGUAGUGAGUUUCUGACGAGUCCAUUGAGACACAGAGCUUCUGCGUCACCCAAGCGACCACUGAUGUUUGAGGAUAAUGCAGUCGUAGCAGAUGUUACUGCGUCAAGGAAGAUUAAUGGAUAUCCGCCGUUAUUGUCGUCAGCAUUGGAACAAGUGGAAGUUGCACCAGCUGUUACGAUUAUGAAAGUAACAAAGACGGCCAAGUCGCCGUUCCAAUCAUUUCAGGCCAAGGUGAAACAAUCACCUGCUAGGCCUACGAAGAAAGUGUGUAGCCCAGGACGACGGACAGUGUCUACACGAGCAGAAUCUACGGUGAUUGUGCCUGGUAGUGGCCCCGCGGUAUUGGAUCUUUCGCAGUCAGGUGAUGAUGUACCACAACACACGACGGCUACAAUAACGACAAGCUCGUCGCUUAUAGCUAAUGCUUUAUGCACUGCUGUUGCUAGUAGCAGUGCCGAUCCGACGUCUUCGGUACCAAGUAGCUUGGAUGAACUGCCUCUUAAUUCUCCGACACAGUGUCUUAACCCGAUGCGCAAGUUACUAUCCUCCUCCCGCCCCGUUGUUGCCCAGCGAUCAAUCUGCUUUUCAAUGGAAGGUGUAGCGACGGCGCUUGAUGUAACGCCGGACGGAGAGACUGUUGUGGUUGGCUUUAUGGAUGGUUCAGUCCGUCUAUAUGAAAUGGAUAGUAGUGUGCCCAGUGACCGUUAUGGGUAUUUGCUGGGUCACAUUGAUGAACAGUCUUCGCAGGGCUCACACAAUGUACACUUGCGAGUAAAAAUUGCCCCUGACGGUCGCUAUGUUUUUGUCGGCUGCCGACAAGGCCCACGCGUUGUCAUGAGCAUCAAUUUGGAUAAUUACCGAAGCGAAAAAAAUGGCGACGAUGACGACUUUCAGCAAUUUCAGAAGCAUUUCCAUUCUAACGGCAAACUUCGGGGCUUUGCUGAUGUGACCACGUAUGUACCACCUGCCGAUAUGUUGCCUAAAGAGUAUCAAAACAGCAGAAGGAAAAGAUCUGCGUAUUACAUUCUGACUGGUCUUGGAGUUGGAAAUUUGAAUUUGUGGCGCUUCGUGGAGCCGGAACGACAUCAGCAAGAACCCAUCUGGAACCACUUGCAGAAUUUUUUCGCUGGAGGUAACACAGCAAUGACGGGGAGUUUUUUGCCGUCAAGCAUUUCUCCUGGCGUCUUGACCAUUGCAGCGGUUUGUAAGGACAAAAACCUACGUGUCUGGCCGCUGGAGUUCAAAAAGACGUGUUCCAGCUCAAUAGUGAAGAGCAACAAUGAUCACGUUGCAGAAAUCGAUGCUACAAGCUAUCUUGGUGGUAAUCACACAGUGACUACUCAUUUUAGCAUUCCGAAUACCUCGGAUAUCAUCGCUGUCCACGGUCAGUACGCAUAUGGUAUUUCACUUAUGGGUGAAGCAUACCGAAUCUGUUUUCCAGACUCACCGAGCUUUAGCACUUGUAAACGAUUGCCUCGCCAGGAGUUUGAGCUGGAAAAGAUUGGUGGCGGUGGGGGCGGUACGUCGCGUCGAUCCAACAUUAUGCUUGAAUCACUAUCGGCAAGUGAUGACGGAAAGGCUAUCAUUGCCGUGUCUACGGAGGGCAUUUUUUACUACUCAAACAAGCUACCUGAUGUGGGCUCUAGUGAGGUGGCAGAGCUGCGCAUCAUUGGCAAGAAUGCCUCGGAAAAUACGUUGUUCAAGACGCCGAUGAAGGUAUAUACGCCGCUCAUCAUGUUGAACGGUAAGAAAACGCAGUCUGAAGCAAUGAUGGCCGUGGUGACAAAUCCAAGUAACGAGGAUAUUGAGAAAAAUGACGGCUAUAUAAACGUUGACCCUACGGAGAUUUUUGCGGCGCGAUGGAUGGUUCCGAGUCGUGGGAAUAAUUGCUGGGUUUGUGGAGUCCGUAACUUAAGCCAUUGGAUAGGACCACCUAUGUCAAAAACUAAGGAACCAAACCGUGUACAGUUGGCAGCUGAUCUAAAAGAAAAGUGCAAGGUCCAGCGUCGGCGAGAGAGAGCUCUGAAACGAGCUAAGGAUACCUCUAUGCAACAAAAAAACUGCAGUAACUCUGACGAUCAAGAAACGCAAGUGUCAAAUAGGACUAAAAUGACGCCCUUGUCAAGCGCGAAAAAGGCUGUGACGCAGAAACAGACAGAUGCCCACAAUGAUGCUAGUAGUGGCUCGGGGGCAGCUCGAUCACAAUCUGGCAAUAGUCGUCAAAUCGGUAGUGUUGACGAUGUCGGCGACGGCGACGAAGACUACACGGGUAGCGAUGAUAAUACUCAGUCUGUUGCCUCGCUUGUUAGUGAACUUGAGCAUCUUAAGAAACGCAAUGCAGAGAUUAAGACUGAGUGGCAGCGACGGCUACAGGGAGAGCGGCAACUGCGUCGCAAGUGGAAGCAGCGCGAAGACGAGUUUCUUGAUCAGCUCAAUGAUUCACUAAUCAAAUUGGAUGCUGCAGAGGUGGAAGUAGAUCGGCUUCGAGUGCUGUUGUGCGAUGCAGAAAAGCGCUUUGCGUUCGAGAAGGUGCGCGUGGAGCAAGACAACUCUGUGAAGUCACGGUACGAGCAGCUCUGUGAGCAUAUGAACGAUAAGAUGGCACUUGUAGCCGACCAAAAGCGCUUGCUCGAGCAGACAACUCGCAGCCUGCUUGCAGAAGUGGACCGUAACGUUCAUGCACUAAAGAAUGCCGUGAUUCUGGAGAAGAGUGAGUGUGUGGUGUGCAAGGAUCAGCAAGCCGUGACUGCCGUCGUGCCUUGCGGCCAUAUGUGUUUCUGUGAGAAGGAUGCUGAAACGUAUCGCCACAACUGUACGUUCGAAUACCCCACGUGCCCCAUUUGUCAGCAGGAAAUUGUCUCGCUCCUUCGAGUUUACACGUGA
This is a messenger RNA of Peronospora farinosa, 3396 nucleotides long. The record is from the annotation of a GenBank genome assembly. Lineage: Eukaryota; Oomycota; Peronosporomycetes; Peronosporales; Peronosporaceae.